AUGGUUCGCUGCGGCAGCUUCACUAGAGCAUCGACAUCUUCCUCCCUUCUCUCCUCCUUCCCCUCUCUACCAGCACCGGCCGCAGCCCCUCUCCACCGCCACCUCACCUGGUCCCGUAUCGCCCCCGCCUCCAGCAAUGCCGUCCGCCCUCGUGCUUCUCACCAAUUUCCCACACCUCCUCCGACGAGAUCGGGGAGACCGUGCAGGAGUCGGAUUCCGGGAAAUGGAACGGAGCUGCACAACCCAUUCUUGCCAGAAAGCAAAUCUCCACUCUCUGAUCUUUGGAAAGGAAUUGAGUUGACAUUUCUUGUUGGUCUACUCACCUUUCAAGUGUCUCAGCAGGCAAUUGCUGGUACAGAUUUUUCCGGAGUUCAGCCAACGGCUUAUAUAGGAGAUCUUGGUGAUCUAAGUACAGGAUUUGCAUCGGCAUUUUUGCUGAUCUUUUUCUCUGAACUGGGAGACAAAACAUUUUUUAUUGCUGCACUUUUGGCAGCUAGAAACUCUGGACUUGUAGUUUUUCUAGGCACAUUUGGAGCACUUGCGGCAAUGUCAGUUGUUUCGGUUGUUCUGGGACGAACAUUUCAUUAUAUUGACGGCGUUGUUCCAUUUAGGUUUGGUGACACAGACUUUCCAAUUGAUGAUUUUGCAGCAGUUUGCCUCUUGGUUUACUUUGGAGUUACUACAUUGCUUGAGGCUGCUUCAGAUGAUGGACAACAAACCACGGAUGAACAAAAGGAGGCAGAGUUAGCAGUUUCAGAAUUUUCAGGAGAUGGUGCAGGAAUUAUGGCUGCAGCCAGUACUGUUCUCAGCACAUUCGUCUUGGUCUUCGUUGCUGAAUGGGGUGACAAAUCCUUUUUCUCCACAAUAGCACUUGCUGCAGCUUCUUCACCUCUAGGUGUCAUUGCAGGGGCAACUGCUGGUCAUGCUCUUGCAACUUUGCUUGCAGUUCUCGGUGGUUCUUUGCUAGGAACAUUUGUCUCUGAGAAGGUUAUUUCUUAUGUUGGAGGAGUUCUUUUUCUAGUCUUUGCUGCUGUAACCUUGAUUGAGAUUGUAAAUUAGCUUAAGUCAACUGGCAAGACAGGUUUACUGCAGAUAGAUCUUAAGGUCAAGCAGAUCUUCAUGAAUUGCUGUGGCCCUCAUCAUACACAGAUGCUAAAAUACUGAAAUCAUUAGAGAAACUUGUGGUACCUUUUUCAUCAGCUUCAUGAUUGAAUGCUAGCCCAGAGUCAUCUCAAAUUCUACUGGAGAGGUGUACCUGGGUAAUUAGAUAAUGAACUGAAUGAAGAGGAUUUGGAGCAAAAUGAAAAUAAUGCUAUUUGCUGCCAAUCAAAAGUUCCAGUGGCCAUUUGGACAUCAGGUUUUAGGUAUUCUUUUUGUACAGAACACGAUAUUACCUUCGGUGGAUGGAUGAUAACAGUCCUCAAAAAGUGAAUUGUUUUAAUAAAAUUAUUGAGAUGCCUCCUAGCAUGAGUUUCUUUUUA
Messenger RNA from Musa acuminata AAA Group (dessert banana), 1481 nucleotides. RefSeq names its product GDT1-like protein 1, chloroplastic. The record is from RefSeq and is a predicted model, not a curated record. Gene Ontology annotation, cellular component: chloroplast thylakoid membrane; Golgi apparatus. Bases 1 to 1059 code for a protein of 352 amino acids. Gene Ontology annotation, biological process: manganese ion transmembrane transport; Golgi calcium ion homeostasis; Golgi calcium ion transport. Lineage: Eukaryota; Viridiplantae; Streptophyta; Magnoliopsida; Zingiberales; Musaceae. Gene Ontology annotation, molecular function: manganese ion transmembrane transporter activity; calcium ion transmembrane transporter activity. The transcript has 12 exons.